This is a messenger RNA of Penicillium angulare, 2268 nucleotides long. RefSeq lists its product as uncharacterized. Gene Ontology annotation, molecular function: actin binding. The transcript is spliced from 3 exons. The record is from RefSeq and is a predicted model, not a curated record. The coding region runs from base 1 to 2268 and encodes 755 amino acids. NCBI's taxonomy places the organism in Eukaryota, Fungi, Ascomycota, Eurotiomycetes, Eurotiales, Aspergillaceae. Gene Ontology annotation, biological process: actin cytoskeleton organization.
AUGGCUGCGUUGGUUCAAACCAUCCCGCAACAGACCGGCACCGUUCCCGUGCUCCAGACACGCCCUUCUUCCUCCUCAGGCACUUUUGCCUCUCCAUCCCAGAACUCAGCCCGGUUCCAGAAUAUGUCGUGGACCACAUUCAAUGCUGGCAAUUCGGGUACCUAUCGAGCAGGUCAACCAGUUGUGGCUCCUUAUGCGUUUACUCCAAACCAGAGUCACACAUCCACUGCUCAGCAACAUCGACAAUCGUGGUCCCCCCAUCUGCGGCCAGAACAUCGUGCUUUCUCUGCCCCCACCAUCCAGGGGCCGCCCCAGAUGGCUCAGUCCGGGUCCAAUCUCCGAGUCUCUAACCUUGCAGCUGGUUCUGUAUCAACUUCUUCUUCAACCUCAUCGCGUUCCCAUGUCUCUCAGGAUGAUAGCGCCAUCCCAUCGCGCCAACCCAGAACGGACCAGCCGCUCCGUCCCCUAUCCACUGCCAAUCUCCCUACUCCCUCUGUCAUGACCAUAUCCUCUCCUGCUGGCUCCGUCAAACCCUCUCCGAACCGCUACCGCCGUUCAAACCAACGCUCCCAAUCUCCGGCUCCUCCAGCACCCCAUCCUGUAUCUACUUCUCCCGCCACCUCUACCACCACCACCUCUCCCACGCCCGCAUCCGAUGAACAGACAACUGAAACGCACACACCUCGCGCUGGUAUUCCCCGGUCGAACGGUCACAAUCGCUAUUCUAGCGUAGAUGAUGCAUCUCACGUAGAUCGAUCUCAACCAGAAGUUGCCAAGCGAUAUCGGAGGAGGAGCAUGGGAGGCAUGGAUCCUGCUUCAUAUCCUAAUCUACAACUUCCGUUGCCUUCCCCGUCUGAGCAACAACCGGCCUCUGGUCCUUAUGACUUCAUCGCUUUCGAUACGAAUCAGCGUCCUCAGUCAUCCCACUCGCACCGAGGAAGCUCAGGGAGCGUUCACUCGACACAUUCUUCGGCUUCUUCGGCACGUGAACAGACCCCCGACGCCAACGCCUCUGGCAAGGCCGAAGAAAAGCGAGCGAGCAAACCGUCCCCUCUAUCGCAACCGGCCUCGACCUCCACAGAAACAGAAACCCCGCCAGCCGAGCCCAAAGCCAAGGCUGAAACAAAGGCAUCGUCGCCACCUGCACCUGACUCCCCUGCAGCCAGGCGCCUGGCCGAGUUGAAGAAUGAUUCCAAGCGCCCCGGAAAGUCACGUCUGAGGCGUGCUUUCUCCUUCGGCAGCGCAUCGGAGCUUCUGAAGGCGACAUCUCAAACCAAGCGCGAAGCAAUUGCAGCAGAGAAGGCGCGUCGUGAAGCUUUGCGAGAGGAGCUGGGCGACGAGCAGGCCGCUAUUGCCGAGCUGCAAGAAGCCAGUGGAUUGGGUGAAAGUAUCUAUAGCCACCAAGGAGGAUUCUUCUCUGGAUCGACAGAUGCUCUCUCUAUUUCCUCCACGGCUUCAUCGGCCUCCAUGAUGCUCCGUAAAAUGGGUAAGGGUAUGAAGAAAUCCACUCGAUCAUUGGUUGGUUUGUUCCGUCCCAAGUCUGUCGCCAGCAUCAAUUCCGUGGAAGGCGCAAACACGGAGCCAAUGGCCCUGCCUCAAAUCUCAGUGGUUAAUGUGGAAGCGGACCGUGAGAGCGUGGCCGUUAAUUCCGAUCCGACGGACAUGCCCCGUGGUGGAACUGUCUUCCCCAAAGUAGAGGGCCCUGGAUCUGAAGUUCGUCGCUCCACAUCCAUUCGUGAGAGAGAACAAAAAAUUGUCUCGGACCCCAAUGGAACGCGUAAAAGCAUUGUUGGAGGUGACCGUGAACGAGCAGAAGUCUUGGCGGCUGUCCGGAAAGGAAUCCUCAAGAAAACCCAUUCCGACUACGGAGUUUCAGCACCAGCAAAUGCACUGAACGGCAGCGACUCCCCACAUUCCAGUGCCCCAGCCACUCCUAACGAGACGCCUCAACCCAGCCCUCGCCCAACUGAACAGGUAACCAUUGCCGGAGAGGACUACUUCCUUUCUGGUGGAGGUCGAUACACAAGCAGCGACGCGAAAAGCGCUCCCAUUACUCCUCAGGCAGGUGGCGGCCGCAACAUCGUUUUCAGUCCGCGUAUUCAAUUCCACGAAACAUGGCCUCCUGGAGAGUACGACCGCCGUGGAGAGAUCGCUACAUGUAAUCGUUUAACUCCUCUUCUUGCUCAGCAAAUCCGAGAGGAGAUCAAUAACUUCAAGAUGGAGAUGGAGGUCCACGAAAACUCCAAGAUCUAUACACACUUUAUUUAA